This is a messenger RNA of Grus americana (Whooping crane), 8151 nucleotides long. RefSeq names its product marker of proliferation Ki-67 (gene MKI67). The record is from RefSeq and is a predicted model, not a curated record. Bases 152 to 7633 code for a protein of 2493 amino acids. Gene Ontology annotation, cellular component: nucleus; chromosome. The transcript has 16 exons. NCBI's taxonomy places the organism in Eukaryota, Metazoa, Chordata, Aves, Gruiformes, Gruidae. Gene Ontology annotation, biological process: regulation of mitotic nuclear division; regulation of chromosome segregation. Gene Ontology annotation, molecular function: protein binding.
CGCGCGCGCGGGAAGGUUCAGUCAGCGCCGCGCACUGACAGGGGGGGCUGUGCGGGCCGGGGGCAGCGCCGCGCCGCUGCCGCCACAUCGGCCCCUCAGCGAGCUGCCAGCGCUCCGCCGCAGGUAAGAUUCCUUCCAUUUGAAUUUGAAGAUGCCGCUCUUUGGGAAUAUUGUUGUAAUUAAACGGAAUGGGACUGAUGGAAUUAGUUUUCCACUCACUGCAAGUUCUUGUUUAUUUGGAAGGAGAACAGAAUGUGAUAUUCGCAUCCAGUUGCCUCAGGUCUCGAAAGAACAUUGUAAAAUUGAAGUAAAUGAAAACAAGGAGGCAAUAUUGACUAAUUUAAGUACAGUAAAUCCUACGCAGCUGAAUGGUGGUUGUUUUCAGCAACCUGUACCUCUGAAGCAUGGAGAUGUGUUAACUAUUAUUGAUCGUUCUUUCAGAUUUGAAUAUCCUCUCCAAUCAACUCCAAGAAAGAGACGUUCUAGAUCUCCAAAAGAUGAAACACUGCAGGUUCUUCAUGUUCAGCAGGUGGCAGAAGUGGAAUUACUACGCAAACAAACUUCAGGAUCUAAAAGUCUUCAUAUUUCAGAUAAUGCUGAGUGUGAAGAAAAAAAUGCCAAUGAAAACAAACAAAGUACAGAGGAAAAUAUUUCCAAAACUUUACCCGUCAAACUACAAACACCCAAAUCUUCACACAGAAUACAUCAAUCUAGUAAGAAGCAAAAUGAAAUGUCUCCCUUUAGUAAACUCUAUGAAAAACUGAAACAUGAGAUAACAGUGAAAAAAUCUCUGCAAGAGGGAAAUAUAUCUCAACGAGCUGCAAAAGAAGAUGGUAAGAGUGUUCUGCUAGAACCAAAUGCUCGAAUUUCAUCAUCAAGUUUUGUUUAUGACGUGGGAAGCCUGACUAAAGAAAAAGAAAUAGGCAGAAGUGAAAAUGUUGAAGAAUGUAAAAUAACAAUAAAGCAAGAAGUGAUCAGUUCAGAAUGUAACCAGAUCUCAGCUGUAGGAAGUGCUACCAAGAGGAGUUUUGCCAGAAGUCCUCGAACUUCAGUUUCAAAGGAGGUGUCCAGAGAUGUUGGUAAAAGAAGCCACUUGCAGGAUCAUAAGGAACUAAGUACAGCAGGCAAAUCUAAAGGUAUUGAAGUUACAACCAAACCCAGUAAGGAGGAUGAUGGAAAUGCAGCAUUUUCACAGAAGCCGUGCUCUAUAGAAUGCUUGGAUUAUGCAGAUCAAAUGAAAAUAUACAGCUCUGCAAUAGCAGUAGAUAAACUAACACAAACAACUAACACAACAAAUGUUUCUGAAGUAGAUAAAUAUGUUCUGUCUAUACCAACGCCCAGGAGGAAGAGUCCUCGGUCUCAUUUCCUAUCACCGAGCAAAGAAAUUAGUGGAAUGAAUCCUGUAAAUACUGAUACUCCAACAACUGGACGCCGUGUGUCACUGAAACAUAAGUCUCUUUCAGAAAUUUCAGCCGAAACUCAAAGGGAAGAUUCAGUGUUCAGAAAUGAUAGCCUCAAACAACUGCCUUUGGCAGAAAAUAAAUGCUUAAAGCAAAGACGAAAUAGUAAACAACAUACCCCAGGGAAACCUUUAAAAGCAGAGGUGCUGAAAGAAAUUUGUGAUCAGGCAAACUUUGUUAACUCGCAAGAGGGACGUUCUGAAACUCCUGCCUCUUUUUCAAAUUCCAAGAGUCCCAGAAGAAAUGACAGGCAAAGUAAAGAAUUAUCAAACAAAAGUGUCCAUCCAGAGACACUGGCUUUAGAAGAGUUGGCCUCAGAACUGGCAUCUCCUGCUGGUCAGAAAUCUGACUCUGGAAGGAAAAGGGGUAGGCCCAGGACCUCUGGACUGCUGACUGAAAAAGCAUUAGAGACAAAUGCCAUUGAAGAAAAUCACGAUAAGACGACAGACAGAAAGGACAGUGGAACUGAAGAAGAGCUGGCCACAAAGGGGAAUCACCAGAAACAAGGUUUGGAAGAUGCCAGUGUUAUGAGACCUCGUAGAUUGUCAUCCAAGAGGAGGUCUUCUGGAAGUGCUACUGUACUGAAAGACAAUGAGGCUGUCUCAGAAGUGAAUAUUUCUGGCCUCUUGGCUGAAGAAGAGUCAGGUAAGACAAAAGGGAUAUCUGAGAAGAGGAAAAGCGGUGACUUGUUACUUCAGCCUUUAGGAAAAAGAAAGAGAGUGUCUUUUGGUGGUCAUCUAAGUCCGGAACUUUUUGAUAAAAGUUUGCCUCCCAACUCACCCCUUAAAAGAGGUGCGAUUCCUGCAAGACUGAGUUUACCCUUUGGAAAUUCACCACGUGCGGUUCUGAAAAAGGCUCAGGGAUUGAAGCGCUUUGCAGUCCAGGAACUUUCUGAACAUUUGCAGAAAGAAAAAAUGUCACCAAAAAAUUUGCCAAGCCAGAAGUCCCCAGCUGCCUCAUCCCCUGCCUCUGGGAAGGCAACACCUAAAUUUACUUUAGGUUCUCCAGCACCUUACACAAAAGGACGUUUCUCUAUAUCUCACAUCACAACACCAUUACCAAUUGCAGAAGAGAAGGAUGCUCUUGCAGAAGACAUGAAUAUGAAGGAGAAAAAUGGUGCCCAAGUGAAAACACCUGAAUCUUCUCACAUUAACCAAGAUGAUAAAACCUUUUCAACAGCUACACCUGACAAAUUAACAAGAAGUGCACAACUCGCUCUGAAGGUCACUCCCAUGAAGAGGAGAAGUGGGUCUGUAGCAGUUAUCAAUGCAAAAAGGAGAAGUGGUGCCUCUAGUGCCAAUUUACUAGUUGCAAAAUCUUGGGCAGAAGUGGUGAAAUUAGGUGUUGCAAGACCACAGUCAAAGACUGUUAAAAAAAGCGUCCAAAAAGGAAGACACGUAAAGAAGAUAACUCAAUCACCAAAGACUCCAGUAAGAAAAAUAAAAGGUCAUUUUAGUACAGGUCAUGCAGAGUCACCUGCUACAAUAGUUGUAGGUAGAGCUUAUUCAACCACAGUCAGAACGGCCGGACGGGUGCCUAAAGUGGUAAAAAAUCCUAUCUUAAAGCUAAACAUGAAUAUGGACGAAAGCUUCACAGGAAUGACUGAAAUGUUCCAAACUCCAGAAAAUAAGAGUGGAAAAACAUUACCUUUGGCCACUGUUCAGAAGAUUGAUUUUACACCAACAUGUACUGCAGUGGAAAUUUCUGAAUUGCAGACUCCUGAAGAAUCUGGAGAGAUGAUGGUGUCACCAUUAAAUAGUUCAGAUGCUUCAGAACAGACACAAGAUAAUCCAGGCAUUUGUCACUUUCUGAGAGAGGAAGAGUCUCUAAAGUCUAUGUUUGAUGCAAUACCCACAAAAACUCCUGAAAACAGAAAAGUUACACUGGAAGAAAAUAUUAGUGUGGAUAGUUUGUCAGUAAUUCCAGAUAAACAAGCAUCUCGGAUUAAAUCAAGAAGUAAAAGGAGGACUCCAAAGCAGAAGUCAGAGCCUGUGGAGGCCUUGUCAGGCAUCAAGCAGCUUUUGAGGACCCCAAAGCAAAGGUCAGAACCAGUAGAAACCUUGUUGGGUGUCAAGGAGCUCAUGAAGACCCCGAAGCAGAAGUCAGAGCCUGUGGAGGCCUUGUCAGGCAUCAAGCAGCUUUUGAGGACCCCAAAGCAAAGGUCAGAACCAGUAGAAACCUUGUUGGGUGUCAAGGAGCUCAUGAAGACCCCGAAGCAGAAGUCAGAGCCUGUGGAGGCCUUGUCAGGCAUCAAGCAGCUUUUGAGGACCCCAAAGCAAAGGUCAGAACCAGUAGAAACCUUGUCGGGUGUCAAGGAGCUCAUGAAGACCCCGAAGCAGAAGUCAGAGCCUGUGGAGGCCUUGUCAGGCAUCAAGCAUCUCCUGAAGACACCAGAGCAAAAGUCUGAGCCAGUCGAGGUCCUAUCAGGCAUCAAGCAGCUCAUGAGGACCCCGCAGCAGAAGCCAGAACCAGUUGAAGUCCUGUCAGGCAUCAAGCGGCUCAUGAGGACCCCACCGCAAGAGUUGGAACCUGUUUCAGAUGAAAUUGCCUUUAAAAGAUUGCUGAAGACUCCAGUACAACAAAGGGAAGCAGUAAAAGAUGUGGCAGGUGUUACUUUAAUCAAGAAAACUCCAAAGCUGAAAUAUCAACCAGUAGAAGACAUGAUUGGGGUUAGCCGUAUUUUCAAGUCACCAAAGGAAAAAGUUGAACCCAUAGAAGAUAUGUUUGGUAUUAGCAGAUUAGUGAAGACUCCGAGAGAGAAGUAUCAACCAGUUGAUGAUUUUGUGGGUCUGCAAAAGCUUAUGGCAGAACCCAGGCAGAAAUGUUCCGAUUUUGAAGUGGACUAUGUUGGAGUUAAGGAAAUGUUUGGUAUACCAGAGGAAGUGAAGGUCAGAUCAGUAAAUGCUAUGGAUUCUAAGCAAAAAGAUACUGCACCUCCUUGUACUAAUUCCAGUCACAACUAUGAAGAUAAAGGCAAUACUUCACAAGAUGAAGAUUCUCAACAGAAGGAAUCUACUAGUGAAGACCAGUCUACCCAGAGAUCAACAAGGGGCAGAUCAAGGAAGACAGUACAUCCUGCUUCAGCAAAGCAGUGUGACAAGAACUUGAAUUUAAAAGAAUUGCAAGGUGUGGAAAACAAGAGCGCCCAAGAGGAGAUGGGACAGAUCAGUACUUCAGUAGCUAAAAACAAAGCAAGAGGAAGGAGAACAAACCGUUGCAUACAAGAAGAGAUUGUUUCAAAGCACCCUGAUCAAGAAAAAGUUGAAACUCUUUUGUUUGUGGAACCAGGUGGAGCUACUCAAAGACCAGGAAGAGGUAAAAGAAAAGAACUGAAGGAGUUAAAACCUCCAAGUGUGAAUCUUGAGUCUUGUGGCAAAGAUUCUUCAGUUCAACGAGAAAAACCUGCAAAUAUGGAACAGACUUUGCAGGCAUAUGGCAUCAAUGACAUAUUAGAAACUGAAGAUGAUGCAACAGUAAGUGUAUCGAGUAGCAUUCAAAAUGAAAACUGUCAACUGCAAACAGGUUUAAAAAAACCUGAAAACAAAUCUAAUGAAGGUGGUGUAAAAGACAGUGAAGAAAUGCUUCUGUCACCUAGGAAGAGGUCUAGAGGAGCAAAAAAAGAAAACACAGAACCACUUAUUCCACCUAAAAGAGGAAGAAGAGCUAGAAUUGACCAAGGUAAACAAGCUUCUUCAGAGGACCUUCAUGGGACAACAAGAAAGCUUCGUAAAGACCCAUCAGCAAAGAUGAUACAGAGAGAUGAACAGAGUUUAGACAAAAAUACUGAGACUGCCAUAGCAGAAGAAUCUGAAAACAGAACUAAACUUGAAGUAAAGAUGACAGAGAAAAGAGUUAAGUCUUUAAGAAGUGCUAGAAAGCACUCAACUGAAGUAAAAGCAGACAUUUGUGGGAUGGCACUUGAAAAUAUACAAAACAUUCAGAAAACCAAGGAAACUUCACCUGAAAGGGAUACUGAAACACAAUCACACAUCAAAAGCGAGAUUAAAGUAUCUCAGGGAGAUGGAACAGAAAAUGCUCAGGAAAAUACAACAGAGGCAUCUCAAAGAUUAAAGGCAGAAUCACCUUCUGGAGAGACAAACAAAAUGCCAGUUACUGCUCUGAACUUGGAAGCAAACAGCAGUGCAGUUCAAGAAACAAGCAGAACUAGAAACAGGAGAGGCAAAAAUGACUCUUUGGAGAAAAAGACUGAUGAAUUUGCCAAAGAUGUAAACAAACUAGAAUUAAUUCCUCCCAAAUUUAAGUCAGAAACAGAAAUGGAUGAAUCUUCUCUCAAAGAUUCUUUGGGCUCUGUUUGUGUCGAGAAUACGUACCAAGUCACAAAGGACCAGAACAACCCAACUGGCACAUCAAUACGUGCUGCAAACAGUGACAGUCUUCCACGUAGCCAUCCAAAGCGGACAAGAAACGAACAGGGAAUACUUAAAGCAAAGCAAACUGAAAUCCUGCAGGAGAAUCAAGCGCAAAACAGUGGAACUGCAUGUAGAAGAGGUAGAGGUAGAAAAGCUAAUUUUGAACUUGAAGAAGCCAGUUCCAAAGCGAGUGGAGGAAAAAGUAGUUUACCUGAGGAUGACAAAGGAAUAACUUGCAAAGAUGGUCAACAUGAGGCUUCAGAAAAUCCUUCUUCACAAGUAAGGAGGAGCAGAAGAAAGCAAACUGAUUCCAUUCCACAAAUAGCUUGUUCUACCUUUACAGAAAAACAAACGUUAAUUGCAGAUCAUAGUAAAGAUGAGGCUUCUGUAAAAGAGCAAGAUUCAGCUUUGGAAGCUACUCCCUCUUCAACAGAAGACAAUCCACAGGGACGAGGGAAAAGACAAGAGGUUGCUGCAGCAUCACAAACAUCUAGAUCUCUUUCUAUCGGAAAAAGACGUGGGUUGCUAGAAGGUGAUGAAAAAAAGACGACUGAGCGAGAAGAUCAAAAUCCAGCUUUGGGAAAUAAAACUUUGCAGGCAAAAGCAAAUGCAUCAGCAAGGGACAAAAGGAAAAAGAUUGAUCUAGCAGCGGAGGCAAAAAGUUCAUCUUCUCUCCAGAGAAAACGUGGCUUGUCAGAAACUGAUGAUAAAGAGGAGAGUACUAAUGAAGAACAAAAUAUGCCUUUGGAAACAGUGUCCUGUACAAAAGAGAAGCCAUUAGGAAGGGGCAGAAGGAAAGAAACUGUUCUGGCAUCACACACAACUAAUUACAUUUCUCUUAGAGGAAAACGUGGUUUGCCAGCAGAUAAUGGUAGAGAAGAAGCUCCUAAAGAAGAUCAAAAUGUUCCAAAUCAACGGAGAAAAGGCAGAAGAAAAGAAAUUGCCCUCUUAGAAGCCCCAAGUUCUACUUCUAGUCAGGGAAAACAGGGCUUAUCAAAAGAAAGUAGUAGAAAGAAUAACGAUGGGGAAGCAAAAAAGCUGAUUUUGGAAAAUUCUGCUUCCCAAGAAAAAAGGGAUCCUUCAAAAGAGAACUCGAGGCAAACAAUCACUUCAGCAGCUGUUACUUCCACCUCACUUCAAGGUUUGCCAGAAGAUGGUAAGAAUGAAACUCCUGAAGAACAACAGAGUAUACCUUUGGAAGUAGCUCUAUCUGCAAAAGAAAAUCCAUCAAGAGUGGGCAGAAGGAAAACAACUUCUUCCAAAUCUGAAGAAACUAGUUCUACUUUUCUCAGGGAAAAACCUGGCUUGCCCAAAGAUAGAGGUCAAAAGAGGAUUCUUAAAGUAGAAGAAGAUGCAUCUCUAGAAAAUAAUUCAUCCCAGGAAAAAACAAGGCAAUUGAGGAGUACAAGGAAAAGGGUACAAUUCACAUCAGAGGCAGCUGCUACUACUUCUCUCCAUAAAAACGGUGACUUGCCAGGAAAUGUUAACACUUUAGAAACUCAAAAUGGGUGUUUGGCGUCCACUGGUUCUGAAAAAAAUAAUCAGUCUGGAAAAGAAGAGGCUAACCCUGUACAACAGGCAACUUCCACUUCUCGCAGAAGAAAAUGUCUGUUGCCAGCAGAUAACUUAGCAUCCAAAAGGUUAAAAUCAGAGAAUGAUGAAAAUAGAUCACUCCAAAAAGGAAAAAGAAACAAAUCUAAAGAAGAACUUGGUGAAGAGGAUGUAAGAGCUACUUGGACUGCUGGUGGGACAGACAGGAAGACACGAUCAAGCACAAGAACAAGUGCAAGAACAAGAAAAUAGUCUUAACAGGCACAGAAACAGUUUUUAAAUCAAUUCAGUAACUGAAAUUGCAGGUUUUUAAUGUGAAUUGAUUUGCACUCAGAUUUUUAAGCUUAGAUUUUGUAAAGCAAUCACUGAAUUAUGUUAUUAUCAAAUUGUAUUUCUUAAUUGUUUACAGAUACAGCAUUGGUAUCUGUUUUAAUAGAUUUGUCUAUGUGUAGUGGUUCCUAAACCAUGGGGUGCUUGUGCAAAACUGCAAACAUAAGUCUAAAUCUUUUUAAAACAGUAUUUAUCCUUUUUCUGUUGAUCAGUAAGUACAGCAGUCAGGAAGCCAUAUUGCUUUACUGCCAAGUUUAAUUGUAAGCUAUUUUCUGCUUAAAUUUUUAUGUGCUUAAGUCUUAUUUUUCAUUACAGUUCUGUAAAUAUUCUUUAAAAAACUAUAGAUGUAUUAGCAGAACUAUUAUGCUGAAAUUUUGAUAAUUUUUUUAAAAAAAACCACCUUAAGUUCAUUGUACUGAAAAGUGCAGAUUUGUAAGUGA